Molecule: messenger RNA, 1550 nt
Organism: Alternaria rosae
Lineage: Eukaryota; Fungi; Ascomycota; Dothideomycetes; Pleosporales; Pleosporaceae
Product: major facilitator superfamily domain-containing protein
Exons: 1
Coding region: 11-1288 (425 amino acids)
Biological process (GO): transmembrane transport
Molecular function (GO): transmembrane transporter activity
Source: RefSeq, a predicted model, not a curated record
GAAUGCAUCCAUGCUCAUCUUCGGUCGAGUGGUUCAGGGUCUCGGCGGCGGUGGAGUGGUAGUACUGGUUCACGUAUGCGUCAGCGAUCUCUUCACCAUCCGGGAUCGGUCCUUCUACAUGGGCACUGUUGGUGCUGUAUGGGCUGUCGCCUCUGCUCUGGGCCCGGUACUCGGCGGCGUCUUCGCACAACGUCUUCAUUGGACGUGGUGCUUCUAUAUCAACAUACCCAUCGUCUCGCUAGCGAUUAUAGUAUUGUAUCUUACGCUACACCUGCACAACCCACGAACGCCCCUUACGACAGGGUUCGCGGCCAUGGACUGGCUGGGCACCGUUACAAUAAUCACGGCUACUAUACUGCUGCUGGUGGGCCUCCAAGUAGGUGGCAUUAGCUCCUACUCGAACGCAGGAGUCAUUACGUGCUUGUUAUUCGGGUCACUCGCUUACGUCGCCUUCCCUUUCUCGCAACACUGGGUGGCACAACAUGGCGGUAGCCCUAUCAUGCCAUUACGCAUCUUCAAGGACAUUAGCAACCUCAGCGCUCUGGCUGUAUGCGCAUGCGACACCUUGGUCUUUACGUCAGUGGCUUACUUCCUGCCUCUGUACUUCCAGAUCGUGCUUGGACGUGAACCAGAGAUCACGGGCGUAUUUAUGCUCGCCGUCGCCAUACCACUGGUGCUCGUGUCAUUCGCUUCCGGUUACGUCAUCGAGAAGACUGGGCGUUUUCUUGAGGUACUGCAAGCGGGUCUCUUCGUAAUGACGCUUGGUAUCGGUCCACUCAUCUCGCUCAGCACCACACCAAGUAUCGGAACCAUCAUCGCCUUUCUGGUCGUCAUUGGUCUGGGGUUUGGGCCCAACUUUGGCGCGCCACUCAUUGCUCUGCAAAUACGCAUACGAGAAACGGAUAUUGCGGCCGGCACCGCGGCUUUUGGUUUUGUACGUACGAUAUCUGGUGCCAUUAGUCUAGUUACCGGCCAAGUGGUAUUUCAACUCCUCAUGGCGCCACACUACGAGAAGAUUGUUGACAGUGGCAUCGCAGACGAUGUUGCUCUCAACUUCACUGGGGGUGAAGCCAUAUCUCAAAGCGCCGCUAUUACUAACCUCACUGAGUUCCAGAAGAGUGUAGUCCGCCAUGGCUUCAUGAGCGCACUGAGAGGGACCUGGGUUCUCAUGACGAUUGUGGGUGCUAUUGGACUUUUGGUCUCGUUCGGUAUUGAGAGAACAAAGUUGCGUCGAGAACGGACGACUGAGCUUAAGGAGCUGGAAGUCACAUCGAGCAACGGAGCAUAGGGUAACAGCUCACACGCAUACAACUAGUGGCUUACUCAUCAAUACCCAAGCACCCAACCCACACAGCGCAAGCGAUCCAGUCGUUUGAUCCAGCACCAGUUCACCAAGUCUCAGAUUCCCGACACAACUCUUUUUAUAUUCAGUGUAUCUGGGCGUUUUACAAACAUAUGUAUUUGCGCGAUGUGGUCCCUACUACCAAACCAGUCUCAAGCCCCACCUAAGUACACUCGCUAGAUAUAUCAACUCAAUUGUUGCAAGACCC